AUGUCGUCAAAGCGGAAGGUGCUUUUAAUGGGCAAAAGCGGCUCCGGGAAAACGAGCAUGCGUUCGACGAUAAUUUUCGCGAACUACAUUGCUCGUGACACGUCUAGGCUUGGACCAACAAUGGAAGUUGAACAUGCACAUGUUCGUUUUCUCGGAAAUCUUGUUUUACACUUGUGGGAUUGUGGUGGUCAGGAGACAUUUAUGAACAACUACCUAUCGUCUCAAAAGGACCAGAUUUUCAAAAAUGUUCAGGUGUUGAUUUAUGUAUUUGAUGUUGAGAGCAGAGAAUUUGAGAAGGAUCUGGGUUAUUAUCAGUCCUGUCUUGAAGCCCUUCUUCAUAACUCUCCAAAUGCUCAGGUGUUUUGUCUUAUUCAUAAAAUGGAUCUCAUCGAGGUAGAUCAUCGAGACCAGACGUUCGAGGACCGCGCUUCGCUCGUCUUGCGUUUUAGCGAAAUGGCUGCUGGUCCAGAUCGAGCAAGUACCGUCUGUCAGUGCUUCCGUAGCAGCAUUUGGGACGAAACCCUUUAUAAAGUAAGUUCUAUUCUCCAACUUGCGAAUACCUGA
Messenger RNA from Ostertagia ostertagi, 564 nucleotides. NCBI's taxonomy places the organism in Eukaryota, Metazoa, Nematoda, Chromadorea, Rhabditida, Trichostrongylidae. The record is from the annotation of a GenBank genome assembly.